Messenger RNA from Argiope bruennichi, 707 nucleotides. Its product is annotated as sarcoplasmic calcium-binding protein-like. The record is from RefSeq and is a predicted model, not a curated record. The transcript is spliced from 6 exons. The coding region runs from base 71 to 694 and encodes 207 amino acids. Gene Ontology annotation, molecular function: calcium ion binding. NCBI's taxonomy places the organism in Eukaryota, Metazoa, Arthropoda, Arachnida, Araneae, Araneidae.
UUUUGUUCUAAGGUGACAUCAAAAUACUGGGAUUAUUUUGGAUUUCAUUCUUUGAAGGAAAGGCUUAAAGAUGACCAAGGAAGAUUACAAGAAACGCCUUGUUGUAUUUUUCAGCGAAAAAUUGGAUGCUGAUAAAAAUGGAUAUAUUUCCUGGGAUGAUUACCGAUUGAUGGCUUUAAGAACAACAUUUCAGCAAAAUAAUGGGGAGUACAAUGAGGAUAUCCACAGAAAAUAUUUGACUCACAGCAAGCAGAUGUGGGAAAGCCUUUGCAAUGAUGUAGGAGGAAAUAAGGAUGGAAAAGUUCAUUUCCAAGAUUUGGUGAAUUUUCUGUAUGAGUUAACCAGUCGCACUCGCCAUUUUGAAGAACUUCCGGAUUUUCUACAAAACCUGGCGAUAGAAGUAUUCCACAUGAUAGACAAGAAAUGUGAUAUGAUGUGGGAUAGAGAUGAAUAUCGUUUUGGAUCAGUCAUUUGGUGUUAUGUGACGGAACUAAAGGAGAUCGACAAAGCAUUUGAGUCUAUGUUAAGCAGUGACGAUCGAAAAAGAGGUGGCAUCACUCUCGAGCGGUUCAAGGAAUUAGUGACCGAAUUUUUUACGUCUUUGGAUGCAAAUACUCCAAGCCGAAACAUUUUUGGACCUCUAGAUCCUAACAUGGCGGAUGAGAUACUGUGCCGAGCUGCGCCAGUUUGUUAAUGAACAACAAAAA